Molecule: messenger RNA, 2623 nt
Organism: Megalobrama amblycephala (Wuchang bream)
Lineage: Eukaryota; Metazoa; Chordata; Actinopteri; Cypriniformes; Xenocyprididae
Product: gastrula zinc finger protein XlCGF57.1-like
Exons: 2
Coding region: 650-2155 (501 amino acids)
Source: RefSeq, a predicted model, not a curated record
UUAUAUUUAAAUAAAUGCAAACGGUUUAGUUAAGUUUAUAGAUUUGACAAGUUAUGUUAAAUGUUUAUAUAUUAUUUAAUGUAACAUUGUAAGGCUUUAUUUAACAUUAACGUUAUUUUUGUGAGUAAACAGCAUCCACACACGAGUAACAGAAAAAGCAUGUCUCGUUUUGAUUCGUGAAUCAUUUUAUCAUAAACACGAAUUCGGUCACUGGCGAACAGUGAUGGAGAAAAACUCCACAUAAUGACUGAAUUAUCAUCGCACGCUGACGACACAUGCUGGUCAAAACAGUGUAAAUGCAACAGAAACACAAACAUGUCAUGACAAAGUUAUACAAACCAACUGCUUUUGAAGCAUAAUGUAUCAUUAAAUAGCAAUGUAAAGCAUACAUGCCUAAAUAUAAACCUACUAUAUAAAUUGUGUUAUGUCAUUAAUUUGCAGAGCUAAUUUUGAGUGUUUUUGGCUAAUCAGGUCAUUCAAGGCCAUUAACUCUCACUCUGACUACUAAACUAAUGAGCUGAUUGAGACAUACCCUUUUGGUUUAUUUUUCUUUCUGUUAAUUAUUCUCUUCUUAAACAUGACAGAGUGUCCAAACACACUGAAAAACUCCUGGUGAAGCGACUGCGAUCCAUGUGACACUAUUAUAAAGAUGGCAUUUAUUAAAGAAGAAAGUGAAGACAUGAAGAUUGAAGAAACAUUCAGAGUGAAACAAGAAGAUACUGAGGGACAAACAGACCUGAUGCCGCUGAAAGAUGAGAAUCAAGAACUCAAUGAAGUGGAAGAUAAAAAUCAGUUUGAGAAACAUCAUGAUUUCAUGACUGGAGAAAAAUCUACACAGACUGAAAAGAUCUCACGAAAAAGACCUCAAAAGACCAAAUCUAACAUUUCUAAUUUAACACAAAAACAAAACCUUGAUGUCCACAAAAGAGUUCACUCUGGAGAGAAGCCUUUCACCUGCAAACUGUGUGGGAAGAACUUCUCACGAAAAGACAGUCUUAAGAAUCACAUGAGAAUUCACACUGGAGAGAAGCCGUUUGUAUGUGGUCAGUGUGGAAAGAGUUUCAGAUGUAAAGAAAAGCUUACUUACCACAUGAAGUCUCACUUAUAUGAGAACUGUUUUAAAUGUCAUCAUUGUGGAAAGAGUUUCACAGACAGGAAACUCCUUAAGAAUCAUGUAAAAACUCAUACUGGAGAGAAACAUUUCUUGUGUCAUCAGUGUGGAAAACAUUUCAGAUUCAGUAAAAACCUUAAGACUCACAUGAGAAUCCACACUGGAGAGAGGCCUUUCACAUGCGAUCACUGCGGAAAGAGUUUCUGUCAUAAGGUAAGCCUCAAAAAUCACAUGAACGUUCACACUGGAGAGAAGCCAUUCACAUGUGAUCACUGUGGAAAAUGUUUUGUGUAUAAAACAACACUUAAUGCCCACAUGAGACUUCACACUGGAGAGAAUCCUUUCACCUGCAAACUCUGUGGAAAGAGCUUCUCACUAAAAGGAAAUCUGAAGACUCACAUGAGAAUUCACACUGGAGAGAAACCGUUCAUAUGUGUUCAGUGUGGAAUAAGUUUCAGACGUAAAGAAACCCUUUAUACCCACUUGAGAAAUCACACUGGAGAGAGCUCUUAUAUCUGCAAACUGUGUGGGAAGAACUUCUCAAGAAAAGGAAAUCUGAAGACUCACAUGAGAAGUCACUCUGGAGAAAAGCCGUUCACAUGUGAUCAGUGUGGAAAGAGUUUCGGACGUAAAGAAACACUUAAUUACCACACGAAGAUUCACUCAAAAGAUAACAGUUUUAUAUGUCAUCAGUGUGGAAAGUGUUUCACAGACAGCAAUCAUCUUAAGAGGCAUGUUGUAAGUCACACUGGAGAGAAGCCUUUCAUGUGCCAUCACUGUGGAAAGACUUGUAAAAACAAAGCAAUCCUUGAGGUUCACAUAAGAAUUCACUCUGGAGAGAAGCCUUUCACCUGUCCUCAGUGUGGAAAGAGUUUCACACUUAAAGGGAACCUUCAGUCUCACAUGAGAGUUCACUCUGGAGAGAGGCCUUUCAAGUGUCUUCAGUGUGAAAAGAGUUUCAGAUUUAAAGGAAACCUUAACAAUCACAUGAGGCUUCACAUGUCUUCAGUGGGAGAAGAAUUACAUAUAUCCACAGAGACCUGAAACUUCAAAAUCAUCUUGGAAAGAAAUUGCAAUUUUCAGGGCCUGGGUAAAGAGGUUUAAGAAAUCAAGAAAUAUUCCUCGUUUAGAAUACUCCAUAUUCAUCAGCAUAAGAUUCAUGUGCAUAUGCACGUGUUGUGAAAGUUUUCAUGAGGAGUUAAAAGGUGUGUAUAAAUACAAAGAGAGUACACAAUUAUUAGUGAAUGAGACCCAUUGUCCUGUCUGGACGAUCCCUGGUUGUUUAAACGUUCUUUGAUUUAAGAAUUACGGAAGCCUCUGCUCUUAAGAACCUUCAAUGCUUCAACACAAUCUUGCUUCUGAGCUCUGCAGGCAGUUCCUUUAAAGCCCGAUACACACCAAGCCGACGAACUAGUGGCGACGAAAGCAGACUGUGGGGUUGGCUCAUGUCAGCAGCGUCUGUGUCCAAAGUUGGCCUGACACACCAAACCAACGCUCAACAGCCAACGGCCA